Messenger RNA from Theileria annulata, 1050 nucleotides. RefSeq lists its product as uncharacterized. The record is from RefSeq and is a predicted model, not a curated record. The coding region runs from base 1 to 1050 and encodes 349 amino acids. The transcript has a single exon. Lineage: Eukaryota; Apicomplexa; Aconoidasida; Piroplasmida; Theileriidae.
AUGGUUGAAAUUUCAGAUGAUAAACUUGAGGAGAUUUCAGAUUCUGAAUGUGAUUCCGAUUCUAACACCUCAAACCCAAUUAUUGCCUCCUCAAACUUUAAUUUUAAUCCAAAUUCUAACUUCGUAAUUUCUGGUAAACCAAUUUCAGAGGGAGAUGUACAACAGUAUGGUUAUAAGUACGUUUGGGAAUACCUACAAUAUCACCCUGAUAAAGCCAAGCAGUUCUCAGUGAUUGUGGACCACAUCAGUAGGAAAAAGAAACUUGAGGAGAUUUUCCCAGAACAGUUUAUUACUCAGAAAAUAUCUCAACUUGAUACUACUCAACUUAGUAUAGAAUCGUUUUCAAACUACGUCAUGCAAUUUUGUUACCCUCCCUCACCGAUACUGCAACUAUUCCAUGAUCAAUUCAUAUCAGCUCCAGUGAACAAUAGCACCGUAAGAUUAGCAAUAUUCUAUGUAUACAAUCAUCUAGUACAGACGUUCACAAAUGAGAAUAUUUGGCGUUAUAACAUCUCAUUUCACUUCACAGGGUUAGAUAUAUUCUGUAUCCCUUGUAUUAUACAUACCAACAAAAUCAACUGCAAUAAUAUAAUACAUAUAUGUAACUGUAUCAAUAUUUGGAGACAAAGGGGUAUCUACAGCAAGGAGGUGUGUGACAAAUUAGAGAACAUCACAACCAAUUCAUCGAUUAUUAAGAGCGAUUUAACGAUCCAGAGCACCGAUUUUAAUGUGAACGAUGAAUUGGGGUACCUUAAUGUUUUAUAUAAUAUAUUUAAAAUGCCCUUGGUAGAUAAGGUAUACAAUAGCGUCACAUCCAAAUGUGAUGUAAAUAGUAUAAUUAAUGGCGAAAAUAACGAAUAUUUGCAAGAAAUGAUAAACGAUGGAGUUGAAGAAGAUUUUACGGAGGCUGGAAGACUAUCAGGGCAAGAGUUAAUAAUUCUGAACAGUGCCUGUCUGGACUUGGGAGGAAUGAUAAAGGAAAAUGACGAAAAUUUUAAAAUACUCAGGAAGGAAAUUAGUAAACUCGACGCCUUACUAAAUCGGAAGUAA